Messenger RNA from Neoarthrinium moseri, 1107 nucleotides. RefSeq lists its product as uncharacterized. Gene Ontology annotation, molecular function: arylformamidase activity. Lineage: Eukaryota; Fungi; Ascomycota; Sordariomycetes; Amphisphaeriales; Apiosporaceae. The record is from RefSeq and is a predicted model, not a curated record. The transcript is spliced from 2 exons. Bases 1 to 1107 code for a protein of 368 amino acids.
AUGAAAACCAUAUCACUUCUUUCACUCUGCACGGCCGCCUGGUCCCAUGCCCUGCCGCACUCUGACAAGGCGCGGAUAGUCAGAUCGCGCGCUUUUGAUCGUGAUGUAGACCUAUAUGCGAACUGGCCUUCGUACGAUGACCUGCCUCUGGACGCCUCCUAUCCAACCAAGGCGGCAUGGGGGGUCUGGGGUGCGGACGACGAGCUCGGGGCCCUGAACCACAUCACCAACGACACCAUCGUCGCGGCCUCGUCCGAGAUCCAGCUCGGUCUCGCCAUGCCAUUGAACCUGCAGCUCGACCUGCCGGGCCCGCCGCCGAACCCGGCGCGGAAACCGCUGCAGCAUCUCUUCCAGCCGGGAGACGGGUACACAGACGACGUGGUGGUGAUGAACACGCAGGUCUCGACGCAGUUCGACGGGCUACGCCACUUCCCCUACUCGGCCAACAACAGCGUGGAGACGUACCAGUGGUACAACGACCUGAUUCCCAGCUACAACGACGUUAUCGGGCCCUCCCCCAGUGAGACGUUGGGGAUUCAGGUCGCGGCCCAGAAGGGGAUCGCUGUCCGGGGUGUGCUCUUUGACUGGGCCGGCUGGAUGGACUCGCAGAACAAGACGUUUGAUGCCUUCAGCCCAACCUCGAUCACGACGGAUGAACUGGACGCGGUAGCGGCUUGGCAGGGCCUCCCCGAGGAUUGGUCUCGGGCGGGCGACAUGUUGGUGUUGCGCACGGGCUGGGUGAGGCAGUACCAGACUCUCAACGAGACCGGCGACGUGCUGCUUCCCAUUGGUGCUGGGACGUGGAUCGGGAUGGAGGCGAGCGAGCAGUCGUUGCGCUGGCUAUGGGAGAAGAAGCUGAGUCUGGUGGGCGCGGACAACCCAGCAUUCGAGAGUACCCCGUUCAACAGGACGAUACACGGCGAGACGCGGUCUCUUCACCAGAUCUUCAUUGGUGGCUGGGGCCAGAACAUCGUUGAAUUUCUGGACCUCGAGGCCUUGACAGAGAAGCUGCACCAACUUGGCAGGUCUACGUUCUUCCUGACGAUACAGAACCUCAACAUCGUGUCCGGGAUUGCAUCGCCCCCUAAUGCGCUGGCAAUCAUUUGA